Theobroma cacao (cacao) is the source of this 1731-nucleotide messenger RNA. Its product is annotated as F-box/kelch-repeat protein At3g23880-like. Gene Ontology annotation, molecular function: protein binding. NCBI's taxonomy places the organism in Eukaryota, Viridiplantae, Streptophyta, Magnoliopsida, Malvales, Malvaceae. The record is from RefSeq and is a predicted model, not a curated record.
CACAAGAAUCUUUCCUUUUUUCCACACAAAUUCAACUCCAGGGGAGAAGACCCAAACACCCCAAAAAAAAAAAAAAAGAAAGACAAAAGGAAAGAAGGCCCCGAAUGAAUUCUUGCUCAGGAAGAAGGCCGAGAAUCAUGGCUUCCUCUUUGUCAUUACCUCAAAAUACCAUCACCGACAUACUCUCUAGAUUACCGGUCAAGUCCCUGACCCGAUUUAAAUUAGUUUCCAAAAACUGGGCCCACCUCACCUCCACUCCUGCUUUCAUCGCCGCCCAUCUCCGCCGCUCAUCUUCCGACCCAUCUCUUCUCAUCCGCCGCUACCGAAUCCAAAACGGUUCGGAAUUUGGUUUCUGGCUGAUCACUAACCCGACUCGAAAGUUCCGCAGCCAGCUCUUGGAUUUCCCCUCGGAUGAAUCACUACUUCGGUUGCCGAAAAUCGUGGGUUCCGUCGACGGUUUGGUUUGUCUCGAUGUUUCCCCUUGUUAUGCUUCUGAUUUUGUUUUGUGGAACCCUGGGACUAAGCAAUUUAAACACCUCCCUUUUCCCUUGAUUACGUCCUCCAAAAGUAACCCUAUUUGGUUGGUCUUUCUUGGGUUCGGCUUUGAUUCUUUCAACAAUGAUUAUAAACUAGUCAGGAUCGUUUCUUUUAAAAGAAAUGAUGCGUCGCCAUUCUUGAGGGUUGAAGUUUAUUCUUGGAGGGAAGGGGUUUGGAAAGAAAUAGAAGAAAGUUUCGACUCAACUCUGUUAUGUGGAGUACCGGAGGGGGUGGUUGUUGAUGGUAGUUUGAAUUGGCUAGCCAUUGGAUUGCAAGAUUUCGCUGAUCGAAAGUUUGUUAUUUCCUUUGACAUGGGAAGAGAGGUGUUUAAGAGAAUAGCAUUGCCAGCCGUUACUCGAUUUGGUAAUGUUAAAGUUAUGUCUUACAUGGGAUUGUUGGCUAUUGCUGUAUAUCCUCUAGUUUUUGCUGCUAAUGGUAUUAAUAUGAAUCGGUUCGAGUUUUGGGUCCAGAGUGAUGGUGAAGAUGGGUCGAAACAUUGGACUAGAAUGGUUGCGAUUGAGAAUUUUUCAAAGACUUUGGUUCCAAUGGGAACAUGGAGAGAUCGUGAAGUGGUAAUUAAACAUAUAGGAGUUAACGAUAGAGAGAACUAUCCAAGUCUUUUGUUGUAUGAUCCUGUUGAUGAAGGGACGAAAAGGCUUCCAGUUGAUGGUGUUGAUUUCUGUGUAGAAGGUUACAGUUAUGUGGAGAGCUUGGUUUCAGUCAAUGAAGAAGCUAAGAUGGUAGUGGAGCAAAAGCAUUCCAGAAAUUAGGAAAACUUUGGAUUUUCGUGAGUACAAUGCAGAAUGGUUGUCUCCCAAAAAAAUUGAUGGCGCUUUGGACAGGAGGACAUAGUAGCUUAAUACGCAUAGGUCACUUGCCAACUGUACCUGCUCAAUUCCUGAAGGUUUGGGCUGCGUUAUUCAUAAUUGUCUUUAAGGCAUAAAAUUUUGACAGGGGAAACCUACUGCUUUUAUUUGCUGCUACAAACUUAGCCCUAUAUACUUUUUCAUGUUAUUAAUUAGUAUGUCGAUUUAGGACCAAGCAUUUGAUUUAGUGGUUACUACAUAAUUCCCUUGCUAAAAGAGGAAAAUUCAAAUUCCCUCCCUUAAAUCCAAAAGCAAAUAAAUAAAUUUGUAUGUCAUAAUAACAACUGGUAAAUGAUUUGUGCAUUGUCAUUUCAUUGACAUUUCUCUU